Molecule: messenger RNA, 744 nt
Organism: Guillardia theta CCMP2712
Lineage: Eukaryota; Cryptophyceae; Pyrenomonadales; Geminigeraceae
Exons: 7
Coding region: 1-744 (247 amino acids)
Cellular component (GO): membrane
Source: RefSeq, a predicted model, not a curated record
AUGGGAAUAUUAUUCUUUUUCCCGUCGUAUUCCCUUGUACUUAACUCUGUGCUUGCCCUGCUCUUGCUGGCCACGGGCAAGUACAGGUCGUUCCUGACCUCCUCGGGACUCCUCAGUGCCUGGUUGUUGGGCGUGAUCCUGUGGGGGUCCUUGGGGUUUGCCGGCUGGUCCACCUGUGUGGUGUACCUAAUCGCAGGGUCGCUGGUGACAAAGGUCAAGAUGGCUGAGAAAGAGAAGAAGGGUAUCGCUGAGAGCCGCGGGGGAGCGCGAGGCCCUGAGAACGUCUGGGGAUCAGCGGCCACUGCUGCUUUCUGUGCGAUGAUGGCAACGUACUCGCUUCAGGACACUGGUCUCUUCAGGAUCGGGUUCGUUGCCUCUCUAGCUACCAAGCUCUCCGACACCUUCGCCUCUGAGCUCGGGAAGGCCUAUGGCAAGAAAACCUUCCUCAUCACCUCCAUGAAGCCCGUCCCUGCAGGGACGGAAGGAGCCGUGAGUGUAGAGGGCACCCUCGCAGGAGUUGUUGGGAGCCUUGUGAUUGCAGUCUGGGCUGUCAUGACGAACGUGAUGCUCGCCUCCGAGAUCCCCGUUGUCAUGAUCGCAGCGUUUGUGGCGACGACAUGUGAAUCGGUGAUCGGAGCCACGGUGCAGGAUAAAUACAAAUGGCUCACAAAUGAGGCGGUGAACGCGAUCAACACAAGCAUCGGAGCUGCAGUUGGCAUCUUGCUGUUCAACAUGUACCAUUGA